CAUAUUGGCUUGUGAUUCCGAAAGAAAUCGUUCAAACGACUUUAUGGUGAAAUAGGGUUACAGAUUGAGUACAAUAGGUUUAUGCGCCACCCACGGCUCUACCGACUCCCCCUGCAGGCGAUUCCCAUACCUGCAGCUGAAUCCGUAAUCCACUGGUAUUAUGAAAAGGAACAGAGUGGCACUGGUUUAGAUAUCCGCGCAACACAACCAAUGCUUUUCUAUUCAGAACUACUCUCAAAAUUAUUCUGUCAUACAGUUUUUAAGAUAUUUUGUAUAAGCAGUUAUUCACGGAAAUACUAGCUUGUUGACAGAACAUGAUUUGAAAAUUGGAAAGAAGUUUCCUUGCGUGUGGUAUGAUAGAUGUGAACUUGUUAGUAACUGUGAGCAGGAAGAACAUUAUUUACUGCACAAAGAUACUUGCUUCGGAUUUUGCGUCGAUAUUUCAUGUUGCUUUAAAUAGAUAAGGUUUCAUUCCUAGCUUUAAAGUUUUUGUUGCUUGUUUUAAAGAGAGUUAGACCUGUUAUCUUUUGAGAAAACAUGCGGAUUAGUGGCUCUGGGUUAUUUUUCUUCAGGAAGUGAGUUAACUUUUUAGUCAUCGCCUGACUUACGGCGCUUAAAGCGACGCUUUCGAUGAAAGCGACUCGAGGAAAGUUUCAGAUGUAAAGGAACCAGUAGGAGUCCGUCAUAGCGUCGGCUUAACUGGAAAGAAUGGCCGGCGUGAUGCGCACCCUGAGCCGGUGCCUGCUUCCAGCCGAACCCGGUCAGGAGCGAAGUAACGAGAAGGAACGGGAGCGAAACCGGGAUCUGAACAAGGAGCGAGAAGCCAAGCGCCGGAGUCGAGAGAUCGAUGCCAUGCUGGCCCGAGACAAAAGGUCCGUCCGACGCCUGGUCAGGAUACUUCUGCUAGGGGCUGGAGAAAGUGGGAAAUCCACGUUCUUGAAGCAGAUGAGGAUUAUCCACGGGAAGGAAUUCGACCAGAAAGCUGUUCUGGAUUUUAGGGAUACAAUCUUCGAGAACAUCAUCAAGGGCAUGCGGGUGCUGGUGGACGCCCGUGACAAGCUGGGGAUCGCCUGGCAGAACUCGGAGAACGCCAAGCACGCCAUGUUCGUGAUGGCCUUCGAGAACAAGGCAGGGGUGCCCGUGGAGCCCAGCACCUUCCAGCUGUAUGUGCCGGCGCUGCAGGCGCUGUGGGCCGACGCCGGCGUCCGCGAGGCCUAUGGGCGCAGGAGCGAGUUCCAGCUGGGGGAAGCAGUUAAAUAUUUCUUGGACAACUUGGAUCGCAUUGGGCAACUGAGCUAUCUCCCAAGCAGACAGGACAUCCUUCUUGCACGGAAAGCCACCAAGGGGAUCGUACAGCAUGACUUUGUCAUCAAGAAUAUCCCCUUCAUGAUGGUGGAUGUGGGGGGACAGCGCUCCCAGCGCCAAAAGUGGUUCGAGUGUUUCGAUGGAAUCACCUCCAUUCUCUUCAUGGUGUCCUCCAGCGAGUACGAUCAGGUCCUGAUGGAGGACCGCCAUACCAACCGGCUAGUGGAAUCCAUGAAUAUCUUUGAGACUAUUGUCAACAACAAGCUCUUCUUCAAUGUCUCUAUCAUCCUUUUCCUGAACAAGAUGGACCUUCUGGUGGAGAAGGUGCAGAAGGUGAACAUCAGCAAGUACUUCCCCGAUUUUAGGGGUGACCCACGGUGCCUGAAGCAUGUUCAGGACUAUCUAGUACAGAGCUUCACCCGACGGAGGCGGAACCGCAGCCGGCCUCUCUUCCAUCACUUCACCACUGCCAUUGACACGGAGAACGUCAGAUUUGUGUUCCGUGCGGUCAAGGACACCAUCCUGCAGCAGAACAUUAAUAUAAUCAUGCUACAGUAAAAGACUGCUGGGACAGGAAUCUGAGACCAACACCUGGUAAUAGAACCAAGGAUACCAUGGGAUCAGAGACAGUGGACUUUCUGCUUUGAAAUCUGUACUUCCGUGACUUUUCAAGCUUACAGAACCUUUCAUGGAGUUUGCCCUAAUUUUAUAGUGGGAAUUAAGAUAAUAGAGAAAGUUACAAAAUAAUUUACGGUGGUGAAAUAGUCUGAAGUGGGCCAACAUGGUAAUAUUCUUUCAGAUGCACCUCCCACUGACGAUCCAUCUCCUCUGCAUGGUCCUAGCUGGCUGCAAGCUUGGAACACACUUUGAUUUUGACUUUAUUUCAGCUGCAUCCCUUGCAAAAAAAUAAAAGAAAUAUCAAUGGUACAUUUUAAAAACACUGUAAAUGAGGGGCAGUUUUGUCUUUUGGUAUACACCCUCUGAAAUUAGCUAGACACUUUGUAAGGUAUUUACUCAGAAAGUAUCUCAGUGGGUUGAAUGACCACGUGCACUUAUUAGUUACGGGCUGGAACUUAGAUAAACUAUAUAAAUAUAGUCAAGGGCCCUGUUGAUUGUUUAAAGAAAAUCACACCACCCUUGGUCCUAGUGUGUGUGUGUGUGUGUGUGUGUGUGUGUGAAGUAGGAUUAUAUUGCAUUGUGGGGACCAAACAUCCCCCACAAUGUGAUAAAACCUGUUACUUUGACGUUGAGGGGACCAUUCUUCAGGUCCACAAAGAUCUGUGAAUGCAAUCAAAGGCUCGUAAUUAGUUUGGUUACUUAUGGUUAAGGUUAAGGCUGGUUAGGGGUUAAGGUCGUCAUAUUGGGAUUAGAGAUUUCCUAAUAAAAAUUAAUGGAGAGUCCCCACAAAGAUGUAGUUACAAUCCUGUGUGUGUGUGUGUGUUGUGCUGUGUAUUAAUUAAACAAGUCAUUAUGUGCUUAAUGUGUUAAGAAGUAAGAAGACGGCAGUGGACUUAGUCAUAACACUGAUACCGAGUUCACUGCAGUCCAUUGUUACCUAAAUCUCAUAUUAAUGGAAAGACCAGUGAGUCUCAUAUAGGUUUUAAGCACUUGAUUUUCUUUUAGAGACAAUUAAAUUGGGGGUUGCAGAUUUUAUUGACAAUUUACAGCCAGGACAUAAGAGACUUUGCUGUUUCCUGAUUUGUUACCUUAGUAGGAAUCAUUUAAUAGCAGGAAUCAUUUAAUAGCAGUAAGCUAUUUCAUCUUUCCUCUGAAAUACAGCAUGAGUUUAUUACAUUUAUCAAAUUUCUGGGAGGUACGCUCAAUAGCAUAUGGCUACGAGGCUAUUAUACAUGCAGUAAGAACGCUGGGGUGGAUAACAUUACUAUUCCCAUGACUCAGCCGACUCCCAUUGAGUUAAUAGGCAGCCGCACAUUUCUCUUGGACUAGAUGUGGAAUUACACAUUCCUUGAGGAAAACAUAGAUCGUUUUUGUUUCUUAGUUUAUCUUGGUUCUUGGUUUAUAUGCAGUUAGAAUAUAUUUUACCCUGCAGCAGUACAAGCACUGUUUUGCCAUUGCAUUCUGUCUGCUUGAUCUCAGGAAGUCCAGUUCAGGUUCUUGUGUUAUCCUGGUAGUUUGGUGAAUUGUAAAUCUAUUAAAAGCCUGCCGUGAAAAGCUGACUCCCAUCCAUUUAACAGCUCAUUUUACAGUUUGUCUACCAGUGGUAUUUUCACUGUCUGGUAGCAGCCUAUACCAUUGACUGUGGAAAUUAGCUUAUUAAGAUUCACUGGAGAUUUCAGCCAUGUAGUAGAUUGCAUCUGAACUUCUGCUAAAUGCUGUCAAAUACAUUGGGCCAUGUUUACUUGCUUGAGGUUACCUGAGGGGUUGAAGUGUCUGCACAAGCAUAUUGCUUGUUGAUUGAGCUCCGCCCCCCUCCCAGAAUCCCACGGCCUUUCACCCAAUCAGCCUUCAACUAGCCUGCUUCAGUGUAGUGCUUUGCAGGGCCACCUCUGUGACUCCCUGUGCAAGAAGAAUGUAUGUGAUCACUCAGCGGGUGAUACAUGGCCUGUAGGGUGAACUGUCAGGUCAGGGUGGAUCUUUUAAACAGUUUUAAACAGUUUUUAAGCAUCACCUGGGUUCAUUGGUUCACUGGAAAACUCUGUGUAUAGGAAGGGAGAAGCAAUUUUCUUUUCCCUCAGUCUGAACAAUUCAUAAAAGCAGACUAUCACAGAACUCACAUCAGGACCAGGGUGAAGAAAUUAUUUUUUCCCAUAAACUGGGGCCACUACUUUUGCGAGCACUCUAUGCCAGUAAUUCUGAAGGGUCAUUCAUGCCUUUGUACCCCUCCCCACCUUCCUGAGACAUGUGCACAUUGUAAUGAAUCCAUCUGACCAUUAGGGGGUGCUCUUCAAUCUCCCUUCCCCAUCCUAUUCGGUAUUCACCAGCCACUCUCCUGAGGAUCCUCAUUCAGAUCAUAAGUUUGAAACUGUGUGGCCUUUUAAAUGCAGUGAAAAUAAAAUCUAAUUACCUAUUGAA
Molecule: messenger RNA, 4338 nt
Organism: Brienomyrus brachyistius
Lineage: Eukaryota; Metazoa; Chordata; Actinopteri; Osteoglossiformes; Mormyridae
Gene: gna12a
Product: guanine nucleotide binding protein (G protein) alpha 12a
Exons: 4
Coding region: 709-1863 (384 amino acids)
Biological process (GO): Rho protein signal transduction; adenylate cyclase-modulating G protein-coupled receptor signaling pathway
Cellular component (GO): brush border membrane; heterotrimeric G-protein complex
Molecular function (GO): GTPase activity; G-protein beta/gamma-subunit complex binding; D5 dopamine receptor binding
Source: RefSeq, a predicted model, not a curated record